Messenger RNA from Myiozetetes cayanensis, 13093 nucleotides. It is a transcript of the gene MAP3K9, whose product is annotated as mitogen-activated protein kinase kinase kinase 9. Bases 200 to 3349 code for a protein of 1049 amino acids. The transcript is spliced from 11 exons. Gene Ontology annotation, molecular function: ATP binding; protein binding; JUN kinase kinase kinase activity. Lineage: Eukaryota; Metazoa; Chordata; Aves; Passeriformes; Tyrannidae. The record is from RefSeq and is a predicted model, not a curated record. Gene Ontology annotation, biological process: protein phosphorylation.
GACACCUCCACGGCACACACUUCCCGCUGUCGCCCCUGCCCGCGCUGGGCUGAGGCGGCCUCGCGCCGGGAUUCCCCGGCAGCGGCACCUGGUGCCGGCGGGCGCCGGGCCGCAUGAACAAUAGGCGGCGGUCCCGGCCCCGCCGUCCCCCGCAGUGCCCGGCUGCCGUGGGCGCCUCCCCUUAUGGAGCAGCCUCGCCAUGGAGCCCCUCACCGAGCUCAGCCAAGAGGGCGCGGGCGGCGGGGAGCCGCCGGGCGGCGGGCCGCUCUGGACCGCCGUCUUCGAGUACGAGGCGUGCGGCGAGGACGAGCUGAGCCUGCGGCCGGGGGACGUGGUGCAGGUGCUGUCCCGGGACUCGCACGUGUCCGGCGACGAGGGUUGGUGGACGGGCAAGAUCGACCAGCGCGUCGGCAUCUUCCCCAGCAACUACGUGAGCAGCGGCGUGCCGGGGGGCGGCCCGGAGCUGCGCGCCCGAUACCCGCCGCCCCCCGCCAUACAGCUCCUGGAGAUUGACUUCUCAGAGCUUGUUCUGGAGGAAAUCAUUGGCAUAGGGGGCUUCGGAAAAGUGUACCGAGCUGUGUGGAUAGGAGAUGAGGUUGCUGUCAAGGCAGCUCGCUAUGACCCUGACGAGGACAUCAGCCAGACCAUUGAGAAUGUCCGCCAGGAGGCCAAGCUCUUUGCGAUGUUAAAACAUCCCAACAUCAUUGCCCUCAGGGGCGUGUGUUUAAAGGAACCUAAUCUUUGCCUGAUCAUGGAGUUUGCUCGUGGAGGAUCGCUAAAUAGAGUGUUGUCUGGUAAAAGGAUACCUCCUGACAUACUAGUGAACUGGGCAGUACAGAUUGCGAGGGGAAUGAACUACCUGCACGAGGAAGCGAUUGUUCCCAUAAUUCACCGUGACCUGAAGUCCAGCAACAUACUGAUACUCGAAAAGGUGGAAAAUGGAGAUCUGAGCAACAAGAUGUUGAAGAUCACGGAUUUCGGCUUGGCCAGGGAAUGGCAUAAAACUACCAAAAUGAGCGCAGCUGGAACAUAUGCCUGGAUGGCUCCUGAGGUCAUCCGCUCCUCCAUGUUCUCCAAAGGCAGCGAUGUUUGGAGUUAUGGUGUGCUGCUUUGGGAACUGCUAACAGGAGAAGUGCCAUUCCGAGGAAUUGAUGGUCUUGCAGUAGCAUACGGUGUUGCCAUGAAUAAACUUGCCCUUCCAAUCCCUUCCACGUGUCCAGAGCCUUUUGCCAAACUCAUGGAAGAUUGUUGGAACCCUGACCCACACUCACGACCUUCCUUUGCCAGUAUCCUAGACCAUCUUACUGCCAUAGAAGAGUCUGGUUUCUUUGAAAUGCCCAAAGAUUCCUUCCACUCCCUGCAGGAAGACUGGAAACAAGAGAUCCAAGAGAUGUUUGAUCAGCUCAGAGCCAAAGAAAAGGAGCUGCGCACAUGGGAAGAAGAGCUGAGUCGUGCUGCUGUUGAACAGAAGAAUCAUGAAGAGCUGCUGCGAAGGCGGGAACAGGAGCUGGCAGAACGCGAGAUUGACAUCCUGGAAAGGGAGCUCAACAUCAUCAUUCACCAGCUGUGUCAGGAGAAGCCUCGAGUAAAGAAACGCAUGGGAAAGUUCAAGAGGAACCGGCUCAAGUUAAAAGAUGGCAAUCAUAUCAGCCUACCUUCAGAUUUUCAGCAUAAAUUCACUGUGCAGGCUUCUCCAACGAUGGAUAAAAGGAAAAGCUUGAUCAGUAGCUGCUCCAGCCCUCCUGCAAGUCCUACCAUUAUUCCCAGACUCAGGGCCAUACAGUUGACUCCUGCUGAAAGCAGUAAAACGUGGGGGCGAAGCUCAGUCCUUCCAAAGGAGGAAGGAGAGGAAGAAGAGAAGAGAGGCCAGAAGAAAAAGGGACGCACCUGGGGACCAAGCUCACUUUGUCACAAGGAGCUAGGUGCAGGAGAAGAUGGUCUGAAAGCUCUGGUAGAAGGAUACAAACAGUGGUCAUCCAGUGCACCGAACCUUGGAAAGAUCCAGAGAACUGCACCAGCUUUUCCAGGAUUCACCAGCUUAGCAGAGAUGGAUGAUGAAGACAGUGAAUGUCUUAAUGGAGAGGACAAAGUGCACCCUUCACCUGUGCACAAUCAGUCAUACCUCUGCAUCCCAUUUCAGAAGAAUGAAGACUGGGAUGGCCCUUCUAGUGAUGCCAAUGAGGAGUCCACCCCUGUAAACUCUGCUACGAGUACCCCACAGCUGACACCCACCAACAGCCUCAAACGUAGUGGCUCCCACCACAAGCGAUGUGAGGUUGCACUGCUUGGCUGUGGAGCAGUGCUGGCUGCUGCAGGCCUGGGUUUUGAUCUGUUAGAAGCAGGGAAGUGUCAGCUGCUGAUUGAGGAGGAGCCGGAGGUGCCCAAGGAAGAGAAGAAGAAGCGUGACAGCAUUUUUCAGCGAGCUGGACGCCCACGCAGGAGCACUAGUCCACCUUCCCGGAAGAUCUUCAAGAAAGAAGAUCCCAUGUUAUUGCUAGGCGAGCCAUCCACAUCCCUUACCCUUCUUUCCCUGUCUUCCAUUUCCGAAUGUAAUUCCACCCGGUCCCUGCUGCGCUCAGACAGUGAUGAGAUUGUGGUGUAUGAAAUGCCUGUCAGCCCAGUGACAGUCAAGGCUCCUUUGCCAGCCAUUACGAACCCACUGGUCAACGUCCAGAUUGAGAGGUUCAAACAAGACCCCAACCAGUCCCUGACUCCCACACAUGUGACAGUCUCUUCCCACACCCAGCAAAGUGGGCACAGGCGCACACCUUCUGAUGGGGCCAUCAAAGGGAGUGGACUCAUUGUCAACGGGUGCCCAACCAGUGGAUGCCCUUCCAGUAGCUGUUUAACUGGAGCACUGGGAGCAGGUGUAUUAAAAACACCUAGUCCAAGUAGAGAUCCCACUGAGGUCCCUCGCCUGCCAGACCCCAACCUUGUUUUUCCUCCAACCCCAAGACGAUGGAAUGCACAGCAGGAUCCCACACUGGAAAGACCCAAGACAUUGGAGUUCCUGCCCCGACCACGUCCUGCAGCCAGUCGGCAGCGGCUUGAUCCCUGGUGGUUUGUGUCACCCAGCAAUGCCAAGGGAGAAUCUUCUGCCAACAGUUCAAGUACUGAUACUCCAAGCAAUCUGGACUCUUGUUUUGCUAGUAGCAGUAGCACUGUAGAAGAGAGACCUGGACUGCCUGCACUGCUUCCUUUCCAGGUGGGUCCUCCUGUAGAGGAGCGGACACUGUUGGACAUGGAUGCUGAGGGGCAGAGCCAGGACAGCACCAUUCCGCUAUGCAGAAGUGAACUUAACACACACAAAGCUGCAGCAUAUGAACUCAAGCAAGAAUUCUGGUCUUAAUAUGAAACCAAUGGGGACAGUGAGUCCCUCUAAAUUCAAUCCUACUUUUUGCACUGAGAAUGCACUUUGAAGACAGAUGAGAUGGAGGGAUGCUACAGAGAUCAUAUGGUGCUGCCUCUGCUGAAGAUGUAUUGUUGACUGCCUAAUUUUUUGUCUGCAGUUGGGUGAAACUUGGCAACUCUGAGCUGCUGACUUUUGCUGUGGGGUUUUUCUGUAGUCUUCCCUGUCCUCUUAUUGCAGUUUGAAUCUGCAAUGAGCUAAAAUUAUCAUAUCAAAGCCUUUUGUUACUGACCUUGUAGGAUUUGGCACUUGCAGUAAGUAUAUUGGUAUCUAUGCUGGUAUUAAUCAGUAUUUUCAAAACUCAGAUAUUAUACAAUAGCAGACAUCAGUGUUUGAUGUUUUCCCAAGGAAUCCAGGACAGAAACAAUUAAUUGUCUAGAGACUACCUUCUCUGAAAUAUAUUCAAAUCAUUAGACAGGCCUGGGAAUCAUCGUACCCCCACUGAAAGAGCAAAAGUAGCUAUCUUAAGGCUUGUUUGUCCUCUUUUGCUUAACUGAUAGUGUAAGGUGGAACAGAUUGCAGGGGAAGGGCAUGGCAUCUCCACUGAUGGAGGUCUUUGAGAGCAGGUGAACCAGAUGAAACAAGUAGGUGUAGUUGAUCUUGGCUUCAAGGUAGGUUGAAUGAACUUCAGUGGUAUCUUGAGGUCCCUCUCAGCCCUAUUUUUCUAUGACCUGGUGCUUUCAAGAAGAUGAAGUCUUAUGGUAUGGCUGUUUAUCUUGCUUUUUUGUUUCAAACUUUGGUUCCAUCUGUCCCUUUUUUCCUACCGCCUGUUUCUCAGGCUGUAGUGAAAUUGCCUCAGCUUUGGGAAGGGAAUUAGCAGGAACUCUUUCUUUAAAGCUGUGUUGACUUGCAGAAGUAAAUUACAUGUUCCCAAAUUUAUCUUCUGUUUUUUCUCCUUUCUUACACUUUUUAGGAGUGACCCAUGAAACCCGAGACUGUUCUUAUGCACACUGGUACUUGUUUAAGGCUAUUUUGAAAAUGAGGCUUGUUAGUAGUUGGAUUGUGCAAACAGGAAUUGGAACAUCUGGAUUCUGUUUCAUUUUGUCUCUGAUUCACUGUGUGACCCUGGGCAAAUAAUGUAACCUCUGUGCCUGAAUUUCCCCAUCUGUAAAUAAUAGGAAUAAUACCUACCUCACAAGGGGAGGGGUUGGGACAUAUGUAAUGGUCCUUUGAGAUCUUUAAGUGAAAGGCCCUAUAGACAUAUAAAUUCUUCAUUCUUGUUCAAAUAUUAAAAAACUAAAUCAGGAGCAAGAACAGACCCCUGUCUUGAAUGAGGAAGUCACAUAAAUAGGUUGUGCCUAUGCUCACAGUUUUCUGUACAGGGACUUCCAAGUGUGUCUGUGCCACUACAGGUAUAACUUAGUGGCUGUAAUGAAAGCUUCACGCUUCCCUAGGUUCAACACUAUAAAUAAGAGAUGUAGCCUUUAAAUGAGUGUAAUAGGGUAGUCUGCUUUGUUGCAGGUUAAGCAUAUCUGUUCACUCUUUUUGUACAGGUCUGCGCUCAUUUUGCUGAUCUACUGACCAUUUGGUUGCAAAUAUCUCAUUUGACAGUGCCGCCAAUGCAGUGCUCAGCCUGUUGGGGCAGUCCAGUCCUGGUGUGAAAGCAGUGUAGCCAAAUACUUCCUGCAGCUGUCAGCACAGAGAACCUGUGUGUUUACGUGCAUGUAACUGGACUUUAAAAACCAGCAUGUGAGGAAGAACUGUACAUAAGGUUUUUUAGUUCUGUUUGAGGACUGAAACUAGCAUGUUGCCAUUAGUCAAGUGCACCUUUUUUCCAAGCAAUUACAGUAUGUUUUUGUGUAGAAAGGUCACAUAUUUCUUAUUUAUCACAUUCCAUGAAAAAUUUUUAAUGGCAGAAUUACUUUCUGCCACGGUCCCCAUUAAAUGCUCCAGAGCUAGCUUUAAUUGUGCUAUACUAGGUGCUGAAGUUGGAUAGACUGUGUAGACAAGGUGUUGUGAUGUGGGACUAAGACAUUUAAAAAAGAAAACUUACAUUUCUGACUGUUUUGUUAAAUGUAGAACUUAGCAUUGUUGAUUUCUUAAGCAUUCAUAGUUUUACUUUCCAUUUCUGAAAAAUUAAUCUGUGAUCCCGAGACUAGCAAAAAGACAAAACCCAUCCAACAGAUGAUUGAUUUUAAUUGUGCUAUAAAUCAAGCUCAAGGAAGUCAAAGGGACUAAAAAGAAAGGGAUUAAAACAGUCUGUUAUUCAAAGUCUGCCUUACCAUUUUAAAAAGACUGAAACAAAACAGGAUCAGCUGUUCUUAAAUGUAAUGUUUUCUAUCCAAAAAAUAUCGUUAUAAAUGUCAUGGGGAGUAUCAUGUGCUCUGCAAAGGUGUCACCUGGAAUAGCCCCAUUUGAACAGAAAUCUUUAAAAUCCAUUUACUUGCACGAAAUGGAAGGCUACCUGUUUAGGUCACAUUGUUUUAACUCAACCUGCUAAAGUUUCUGUAAGUUCACCAAGUAAACUCUAGGUUUCUGUCUAGUUCCCAUCAGUCAAGACAGCUGGAAGAACAAGUCGUUCUGUCACCUCUUUUGCUUAAGAAAGUUGAGGAUGACAUAUCAAACCCUCCUUGCCACUCUCUCUCUUUUAGAUAAUCACUUGGUGAAAGUGGUUAUGUAGCUGAACAGUAAGAGCAUCUUCACUAAUACGGAAUGGACGUUGCUCCAUCAAAUGGGUAGGACAGGUGACAAGGAGUCAAGUCAGGGUUUUCAAACUAGAUACUGUUAUUACAAAGCUGCUAGAAAGAUUAGGUAGAAGCAUAAUGUUUGGGGUGUGUUUGUUUGUUUGUUGGUUUUUUUUAAACCCUCACUUGAUGCAAUUAUCUUCAUUGAAUCUAGAACAUGAAUUAACCCGAGGCAGUCUUUGAGCAUCAACCCAUAACUGUCCUCCGGUGACUAACCUGAGGUAUCAGGCAAGAGAAGACUGUUGUGGAACCAAGACUAUUGACUUUAGUAGGUGGUAGGGUAUUCUCUGACAGGCAGAGGGGGCUCUCAAGGCAAAGAGCUGUUUUACCUUAGGAAUUCCCAAACCUCUCCCUAUAUCCAUCUGUGCCAUCCUGGCUUGAAUUUGCUUCUUUCUUAAUCUGUUGGUGUUUUUCCUUCCCACUUGUGUGAGGUGAGGUGUUCCACAUCUCCAAAGGAAUGCUCCACUGUAGUCCACUAGAUAGUGAGAAGAUGUGAGCCCGUCAGCUCACAAAUCUUUUUUUCCUACUGACCACUAUUAUUCCCAUUUUUCAGGGAGAUAAAAGUUUCAGAAUAUUGUUCAUUAACAUACUUUUCUAGUAGUAUUCUUGAGGGAAAUAGUGAAAACAUUAUUUAAAAAAAUUCCAAUAAAUGCAUUGCUUCCUAAGUAUCUGAAUAAGUUGCACUUUUUUUUUUCUGAGAAAAUUAGAAAAAGAUAACAUGAGAGCACAAAAUCACUGAGCAGUCUGAAACGUAAUGACAAAAGAAUGGAGUAAAGUGUAUCUAAUUACAGGAGGAUGGGGCAGUUUUUUAACUGAUAGUAGUAAUGAGAUUGUAGCUGAGAGAAAUGUUUGUGGUCUAGAAAUAUGCUUGUGCUUUUGUUUAGUCAGCUACCAGUAUGGAUCACUAUGUAAUUGAUAUGCUGAUUUAGGAAAUACAAAAAAGUUUGUUGACCCUUCAAAAUAUGCUGUUCUUGUAGCCUGUUUGGUUUUCCUGUGAAACUGGGGGGAAAGCACAGACAUAGCAACCAGUGCAAAAAAAUUAUGAUUUUAUUUUAUAAAUUUCUACUGGUUUCACAGAAAUUGAGUGUGGGACAAGUAGAAAGAAGAAAGCUUUUGUGUCAAAACUAAGGUGAUUAAGUAGUUCUGGAUUUUUUUUGCUGAUACCGUUGCUUCUUACGGACUGCACAAUGCUCUGUUUUACCAGCAAGCAGGUCUUGAUCUCCUUUCAGUCCUUUUCAGAGGUGCAAAUGUAACCUUUUGUAGGUAUUUUCUCUCCAGAUGAGUAUUGCAGUGGAUUGAUAUUCAUUAUGAGUCAGGAAACCUCAGUGAAAAUACUCUUUUUGUAAAGGUUUUCUAAAAAAAGGAGUAUUUUUAAAGUGAAUAUUUUGCUGUUGACGUAGAAAGACCUAUUCUGGCUUGACAUGUUUUUAUGAUGAAGUAUUUUUCUGUACCUCUAGGAAUGGGAGUAGUUGCCUUCCUCUUCAUAGCAUGCUGUUAUCUUAAGACUUUGUGGACAAUACUGCGUAGAGAUGUUGCUUCGAUAUGUCACGAAACUGGAUACCUCUCAUUCUGUCGAAGGUGAGGCAGUAAUGGUCGAGUAAAGAAAGGUCUUUGCCACCUGGAGUGUUCUGUUAAAUAGAACAUGACAGGAAACCUCUCAUCUUGAGUCACCUUUCUAGCUUGAGCUUAACUUUUAUUUGGAAUUUAAUUAAUCUCUGUGGGAUUAAUGUGGGAGCUGGAGUCCCUUUAGAUGUAUGGAACCAAACCUAAUACUGUAUCCCAAAAUUCAGUGACAGCCUGUUACUUUUGUAAGUAAUUUUAAACCAAUUAUAAUGGGCUUGUUUCUUUUGGAUUUUUUUUUUUUAAAUCUUUCUUCUUGGAAAAAGUGCUUAUUGCUUUCUAACCUUUUUCAUUAUUUUGGAAAUGUUCUCAAGAACUCUUACCAAUUCUGUGUUGAAUAAGGAGGUUUGUAUCUUUCACAGUGAUUUAGGCCCUCCUUUUGGCUUUGCUUUUUUUGGUAUGAAACAAGAACAUCUAUAUUUGGAAACUAAGAUUUCUGAUCCUUAUCCUGUCACUGCAGAUCAGUUUCUUAGCUUCCAUGCUUUUAAAUCACUUAAGACUACAAUUUGGAUAAAACUGGACAGUAAGAGUGAGGGGAUAAACAUGUUUUAAAAUGUGUUUGCGAACAAGCAAUAAGAACACCAAAUAUGGGAACCAAAAUAUACUCAUGCUGUCACAGAGCAUAACUUUCAGACUUCAUAAACAUUUGGUUGAUUAUGUAAUUAGGGUACCUUUAGGAAAGAAUGCCUUCCAAUGUUUUUCUGUUACGUUUACUAUUUUAAGAUUAGACUGUGAUUAAGAUUAGAAUAUGGUGGUUUUCACAGUAUGGUAGCUAGCUGGACAGAAAGGAUUUUUACCCAAAUUUGUCUCUCUGAUUUUUUCCUCUAUUUUCAGUCAAGUUUGUGGUUUAAUUUUUUUUUAUUAUUUUAUUUUUUUUUGGUGUGUGUGUGUGUUUAACAAACAAUACAGUCUUCUUAAGAAGAACUUAGGUUUUAUUGGUUCCUUAGCCUUACUUUCGUGGUUUCACAAGGCAGUAUGGAAAUGAAUUCAUGGCUUAUUCUGCUGCUCCCUCUAUUGAACACACUAGUAGAAAGUCAUAUGCUGCAGUUAAGAUGUGCAUUUGCUUUUGGUUUUUCCCAUGCUGAGUUUUUUUUCAGCAGCUCUGCUAUUGGUCAGAGAUGGACACAACUUCUGAAAUUACCUAUAUCAACUUUAUUUUUGUAUGUCGAAAGUAGUCACUGCCAGGCUAAUGAGGUAUGUGUGCUUGAUUAAAAAGUAGUUUGUCACUGGUGACUGGGUGGUGGAUCUGAUGUAGCUACCAGGAUUAUUAUUAUUCCUCUCUAACAAGGAUCUCUCUUUUUGCUACUGGAAAGUCUCCAGCACUUCAUCAGUGUUUGUACACAAGAAAUACAUUUUAUCUCCUUCUGUACAUGUGUGAAAAACCUCUUACUUUUUCUGACCAGGAACAUAAUUUUCCUACUAAGAAUGGCUUCUUGGACUCUGUGUUUUUGUUCGUUUUCUGUUUGUUUGGGGAUGUUGAUUAUUUUUGGUUUGUAUUUUAAGCCUAUGAAAUAUAUAUAUGUCUGAGGUGCAUCCUGUAUUCCUAGGUGCCUUCCAUCUCACGUGUUUCCUUGCUAGGAGCUGAGUUUUUUGGAGGAAACUCCUGGUUGUAGCUUUCAGUACUGUUCUUCAUCACACACCAGGCCAAAUACCAGAACAGUGCUCAUGUGCUCCCAGUUAGAGAUGUGCCCACACCCCUCUGUGAAGACAUGUGCUAUCACUGGCUCUCAGUGUCUCUGUUAGAAUUUUGCCCCUGCCCCAUCUUUAUUGGUUAUUUAUUCUUGUUACCAAAGUAACAAGCCUAAGACAGAAAACAAUACAUAUUUUAGGUGUGCUUUGACCUAAAAGGUUUCCAAGCUAGAAGCAUAAGAUACAACUGGGUGAAGUGAAAGUGGAGGUUGGCAGGAAAUAACAAAUAAGAAUGAAGUUAUCCUUCUUAAUGUAAGUCAGAGAACAGAGCUGCUUGGUAAUCUGUUGGCAUCAUUGGUCAUUUGGGUCCCAAAGAAGAAUUUGAGGAAUGUGUAGUCACUUAAUGUGUAGUUACUUAAUUUCAUAGAAUGGUUUGGGUUGGAAAGGACCUUAGAGAUCAUCUAGUUCCAGUCCCUCUGCUAUGGCCAGGGACACCUUCAACUAGACCAGUUGCUCAAAGUCCCAUCCAACUCAUCCAGUUUCUGGUUGGUUUGUUGUAUUUUACCCUGAGCUACCUCAUUUAUAGAGAUAGAAUGGGAAGAAAGUUCAAGUUUUGGUAAGAAUUGCACUAAGUAAGCAAUUGAGGCUGGAAUGAGAUGGGAGAGCAGAGGCAAACACUGCGUUUGGCUCUUUGAUGUGCAAAUUCCUGAUGGAGAAAUAAAACCAACCGUUUGGUUUAUUAAGAUUAUACUUUCUUUAUAGAUUGGUGUCUCCAAAAUAAACAAUAAAGGACAAGGCAGGGCAUUUUUCAUGAUGAUUUCUGAUCUGUGGAAGAGUUGAUUGUCCACAGACCAAAAGGUGGUGAUUUCAUAUUGGUCACUACUGUUUUUACAAGCAACAGUCUGUUUUUUUCAGAACAGAUUUUUUUUUUUUUUAAUUAUCUCAUGUGCUCUUAAAAUGGAUGUACACAUGAUCCUGAUUGUUUUCCUGUAUUUGCAGUCCUGUUUUCCUAAUGUAUCAGCUCCUAAUAACAGUCCUUACUGUGUCUGAAUGCUACUAAUGUGCAGACAAUAUAGCUGAUAUUAAGAAACUAUGACACAUUUUUAGUGUGCAGUGUAGUGGAUUCAUAAGCUCAGCUUGAAGUGGACUACUGUGAGAUCUGUAGCUGGUGGGUCAGAUGGAUGCACAGCUAGCAAAAAAGGGCUUAGAACAAAUCUGCAGGAGGAAUGCCAAAGUUUUAUUUGCUUAAAAUAAGCAAUUUGAAAAGUAAUCAUGGUGGGGAAAAAGGCCUUUCAUUAUUCAGAAAUACUUUUCUAGGAUCUUGUCCAUGCUCUAAAUUUUAGCAGCCAGGAUAGCUAGAGAAACUACAUUGUGUUCAAAAGUUUUUGGCUGAAACAUAAGACUAGAAUAAUGCAUUUUAAAUAUGCUAUUUCAGAGUGAUUGAUGCUGUCUCCCUGUUCUAUCUUUGUUUCACUUCAGAUUUUUCUCAAGAACAGAUGUUGAGGUUGGAUAAAACUAACCUCCUUGUCUGGGGAGACAUAUUUGUCUGAAAAAAAGAAACAUUGUUCUAGGCGUGUGCUGAUGCUUUUGUGUCUCGCAGUCUUAGCAGGAGAGAUUAUAAUGGAGCAGGAAGACAUGCUGGUGUUUUUCCAAGCUUUGUUGAUAAGAUGCUGCUAACAGCAGUUAAGUUUCAGAACAAACAUGGCCUCUGAUUGCUGUGUGGCAUAGCUCCGUUGCACACUGAGCUUCUUGAGGUUUUUCUAUUCCUUAGGUUUUUCUGGAAUUUGUGAAUGUGGCCACUUCUCAGCUCGGGUAAUGUCUUUGCUCCCAGGCCUAGUCAGUGUCUCAAAAUGAGUUGUUACUGUCGGCUGCCCAAAUAUUCACAUUAGGCUUGUUGUAGUAGGAAGAGUUCAUAUUUAGGGUAAUUACUUUUCAAGUUAAAAGGGAAGAGACCUCAAUUCAGAAAACUCUUCAUCACAUACUUAAACAUCACUGAAGUCAGUGGAAUGUGUCUGUGGGUCAAAAUGCACAAGACCUCGGUUCAGCAAAGCUCUUUAAGUUGGGGGAUUGUCCUAUAGAGACCAGUGGUGAAGGACCAGGCUCUUUACUUGGAUUGCCAGAGAAAAGAGUCAGUUAACCUGAGGAAAGAGUUCCUCAACAAGCUUCUGGGUAAAUGCUGGUUUGACUGCUGACUCUUGUGGCCUUUCCAUGACUGCACAUGCCAUGCCUAUUUGACUGCUAAUUCUUACCAUAAGCAGGGUAAGCAUUGAGAAUGUUUUCUGACAUAGGAUGAAAGAGCAACAACUUCUGCAUUAGCAGAUUGAUAUCUGUAAAGGGGCAGUUAAGUGGUGACUGGAGAUUGUGUGUGCAAAUGGCAGUUUAACCUGGGGCCAUUUCUCUGGUGUUUGUUCUCAUUUUCAAAAUGCAUCCCUCCAGGCUGGUGGACAGACAUGACAAGGUUCAGCAGUGAUCAACAUCCACCACUUCACUAGAGUUCUAGGGUUCUUGUCUGUCAGCUGUUGGCACAGCACUUUGUGCUGCUGUAUGUGAAUCCUUUCUUGUAAAUUCACAACAAGCUAGAAAUAUCUGAGAUAUUUUGCCUCACUCAAGUUGAGAGGCUUAAAUGGAGUGGCAGGCAGCAGUGGUGGAAAAAUCAGGGAAAAUACCUGUGCUUUUAACAAUGUCUUUUCUGUGGCUUUGAAAGUUCAAGAAUUUCUCAGCCAGAGAAUGUAUUUCCUCCCUCUUUUUAUAAGCUACUUCUUUCUUUUGCCUUAUUAUUUGUGGAUCUUCUCCUGCUUCUGUUUAAAGCCAGAUGCAAAAAGCAGUGACCUGACUUUCCUAGGUACAAUGUUGUAAAUCUGAAGAACCAGGUGAGUAGAUCUCUUUAGUAUAAGAUCAUGCCCCAUGUUUGAUCCUUUGAGAUAUGAGGUAGUUCCUACUUGUGUUGAAAUCACUGUGUAGAGGAUGUUGGGUACUUCAUAAAGAACUCCAAACUCUGUAGGACUGAGAUUCAUCUUACAACUCCAGUAUUUCAGUCUGGUUUUGGAGACCUCUCUGUGUCUUCUCUUCUGUUUAUGGUGUUGAAAAGUUUGUUGCUAUGGAAGUAGCACCUGAAGGUAUAUUUUGCCUGAAGAACCUGCAGUGAAGCAGUUGCAUUAGCAAAUGGCAAUGUACCCCAGAGUUGAGUAAAAUAACAGAGGCCACCAAGUUUUUCUUGUUUGUGUGAUGAAAUGUUGUCAAAUUAAGUGAUUCGUUGGAGCCUUCCUUUAACUUCUGUACAGCAGUAAGCUUAGAGGAAAAGAGGAUUGCAUUAUUUUUUAAAAAGCUUUAUUUGUGACCUGGACUUGUUGCCUCUGACCCUCUUGGGCUUAAAUAGUUAAAUUAUAUUAAUGUCCGGUUUGUUUCACUGUAGGUAACACAUCAACUGAAUACUCUUGUGCAUAAUCUACUGUAUCUUUCCUCUGUUCCGUGUCAAUGUAUUAUGUGUAUUUGGAUUACAGUUCUUUUUGUAUUAAAUUAUUUUAUGUUAUAGAACAAUAUUUAAGCGAAGCAAAGAGCUAUUGGAAGUUGUUGGCGUUUUGGGAUUUCUUUUCUCUUUGCUCUUUUUUUGGAUGUACUGUAAAUUGUAAACCAAGGAUGCCAAGCAGGCUUGGUUCAAUGGCUAAAAUUAUUGUAUUACAGUGUAAUGCUGAUCUAGGCCUUGUCUCAACACUAGAGCACACAGACUUGAAUAAAACUGUUAUAAAAGUGA